AUGGUGAUGGACAGCCAGCCAACAUCAGUACGGUCCUCCAUGCUGAUGGACAACCAGCAAGCGCUAGCACGGGGUGUCGUGGUGAUGGACAGCGAGGAGCUGUCGUGGUUCUUGUCAGCAUACGCCAUGGGGGCGCUGUUGGGGGCGCUGGGGAGUGGCAUCCUCAUGGACGCCGCGGGACGGAGGGGGGCGUUGCUGGCUGCCGCAGUGCCGGCCCUGCUGGGAGGGCUCAUGACAGGCCGAGGGACCAACGUAUCCAUGCUGGCGCUGGGCAGGGGAAUAACAGGAUUGUUUAUCGGCUUGAGCUCAGCGGCUGGCUGCGCCUACGUUGGUGAAAUUGCUUCCAGAGACAUCAGAGGAAAGCUUGGAAGUUUCUACGAGCUCGCUCGGGCCAUUGGCGUCUUGCUGGGCAUGUUGGCGGGGGAGUUCACGACGUGGCAGCAUUUGGCCCUGAUCUGCACCAGCCCCACUCUGCUGUACGCCGCCCUCGUCUACUGCUGCAAGGAGUCGCCGGCUUACCUCCUAUUGAAGGGCAGAGAGACUGAAGCUAGGGCAGCUCUUCAGCAUUUCAGAGGUGCUGAUUACUGCAUCGAUCAUGAAAUUAGAGCUGUACAAGAGUCCCAAAAGGAGGCCAAAAAGACUACAUUAAAGCUGGCUGACCUUAAAAAGGCCCACAUUUACAAACCCAUUAUCAUCACGCUCACGAUCGGCGCCUUCACCUCGCUCUGCGGCAUCGGAGUCCUCACUGCAAAUCUCAGCACUAUUUUCAAGAACUCACAUGCUUCUCAAAUGCAAGUAACUGCCCUGCGCAUGCGCGGCAGCGAAGACUGCCGCGCUGCGCAGUGCGCAUGCGCCGGACAGUCUACGCUCUAG
Hyalella azteca is the source of this 873-nucleotide messenger RNA. RefSeq names its product sugar transporter ERD6-like 4. Gene Ontology annotation, biological process: transmembrane transport. The transcript is spliced from 5 exons. Gene Ontology annotation, molecular function: transmembrane transporter activity. The record is from RefSeq and is a predicted model, not a curated record. Lineage: Eukaryota; Metazoa; Arthropoda; Malacostraca; Amphipoda; Hyalellidae. The coding region runs from base 1 to 873 and encodes 290 amino acids. Gene Ontology annotation, cellular component: membrane.